AAUUCUGCGAACUGCCCUUGGAACUGCCCUAUUUCUCCGUUCAAACUUUGGAGAAAAACCAUUCGGCCCUGUCUAAAUAUUUUUGAGAAAUUCAAAGUGUACGUGUUUCUGGGGACCCCAAACUUCAUGCUUUCCCUCGAGUUGAGUCUGCGCAGUCAUUUUUUGUGAUUUUUUGUUGGUCAAGGAGCCAUUACACUACUGCAAACAAACAAACAAAAUCGCACUUUUUCGUGUUUGAAAGUUUGCCAAACUCGCAAACAAGGCAAAAUGUAUGCAGGCUGACGUUUGUACAAACAAACAAAGCAGGCAAACUGUCAAAAGUGAGUGUUUGUUUGUUUGUUUGCCGUAGUGUAAUAGCUCCUUCAGUGUUACUUUUUAUGGAACAAAAUAAAUUGACGAGACGAUAUUUGACGAUGGAUGACGAUGUCCCCCUUGAAACCAGCUGUCAAGGAAGAGACUUUCUGUCAAGAAAAGUCGCAGAACUUUUCAGCACUGUUGGCUCUGUUUUGAAUUGUAUCAUCUAGAGGAAAAUCAGGUAUUCCAACGGGCACCUAAUGUUGGCACAUCAGCACUUUGUCGUUCGAUUUCAGCAUUUAAAAACUUUUUGAUCUGGACAAUUCCCACUAUGAUAUUUUGUAUGGAGAAAAAACCAAGGAGUGGUUAAAAUGUCUUAUUUGAAGGCGACGUGAUUUCUGCCCGAAUUUUACAUUAGAUGGGCAUUUUGUCCGUUAGAAACAAAGUUCGGACCUUUUGAUUUUCGACCUUUCAAGGCUCAUUACCAAGUGCGUAUAUCGCUUUUGGGGCAACUCUGGAUUUGAUAUUAUCCACCAAAUUUAAAUUGAAUUUUGCCUUUCUUCGGCUUCUUUAGAGAUCCGAAAAUAAAUUUUGAGAAAAAAAAACACUUAUUAUUCUGAUUAUGAGUGUAGUUUUGCCAAACUCAAACUAAAAAAAUGGCAAGCUUUGAUAAGCGUGUUAAAAGUAAGCCUCUUUUGUUUUUGUUUUCGUCUGUUUUUCGGUCUCGUUUACCUGUCGGAUUUUCUCCGAUUCGCAAAAAAAUUCGAUGACUCCAAAAUGAACGUAAAGAUCUACCUGUCCUCGAAGCUGGUCGAGCACUGCACCUUCUGCCAUCUGUACGGCGUGAUCGAGGUGCAGCGGGACGAAAUCCGGUUCGUGGUGCUGGACCGCCGGCUGCUCCCGGGAACGUACCUGAUUGGGGAAAUUUGCAGCGAGUCCGACUACCGGCGCUUUCAGGAGGGUGCGGCCACGGAUCGCGACCGGGACGCGCUGCUUCAGGAGGAGAACUUUCUGCGGCUGUCGGUUUCGGACCGGGGUGGCCGCAUCAAGCACGUCACGACCAAGGUGAAGGGCGUAACGAUUGAGACGUUGGACAAGAUUUUGAUUAUUUACGACGAGCGGGGCUUUUCGAAUUUGGCCGAGAACCGAACGGUGGAGGAGGGUGACGGCGGGGAGAAUGAUUUGCUGCAUUUGGCGCGGUUGAUAAAAUCGGCCAAGCCGGCGCGGAACUCGGCGCUGCAGGAUGCGCUUGGGUGGGCGGUUGCGAGUCCGGUUACGGGAACGGUGCGGAUGGUGGCGUGGCCGCUGGUGGUGCUGUUGCGCGUGCUGCUCAAGAAGACGGCCUUGUACUUUCACUUUUCCGAGUGGGUGGCCAGCGUGAGGAGGAAGGGGUUUGAGGGGGCAAAAUGGGCACUCUUGUUCGACAUUGGCUUCGGCGUGAUGGUCCUGUCGGCGGUGCUGUACUUUGGCAACCCAGGAGCAUACUUUAUGGAAUCGGCCGAGCUGGUCAUCAACUACCUUCGGGAAUUGUUGCAAACUCUCCGGGGAAGUCCGAUUGGGCUGAAGCUCAACGUCCCGUUGAACAACUUCUUCCUGAGUUGCUUCCUGUACCACGUGGAUCUCUGGUGGACGUUUCUGAUCAUCGUGUCGCCCGCAAUUCACUUUCUGUUCAUCCCACUGUCCGUGCUGGGACUGCUCGGGUUCUCCUUCCAGCUUGCCAUGCUGUCCGAUUUGAUCAUCCUGAUCAGUUUGCACGCGCACUGCUUCUACAUCUACGCGGCCGUCUUGUACCGCAUCGAAAUCGGCGGCAUCCGGGCGCUCUGCCGGAUCGUCCUGGGCAAAAAGCGCAACGUUCUGCGUGAUCGCGUUGAAUCGCACGAGUACAUGAACCGGCAGCUCUUCCUCGCAACGCUGACCUUCGCCGUGCUUCUUUUUCUCUUUCCCACCAUUCUCGUGUACUACGCGGUCUUUGCCACGCUCCGGUUCGGCAUCUACUGCGUGUCGUACGCGUUGAUGACGGUCCGGCGGAUGAUUUUACGAUUCCCGUUCGACGGGCUGAUCCGGUGGGCACGCGGACAAUACACCCACGUGGACAGUUUGGAGAUUUACAACAUCGGAGCGUACGCCAAGGAGAAUAUUACGAUAAUCUACAUUGCGCCUCGGGCGGACGCCGGCGGAGGGUCGUUUUGGCGGACCGGAAUGGCCUGGAACGGUGAAGCAACGGCAGCCACGACCAAAGGAACCAUCUCGAUCGGACAGUUUUUCGGCAGUCUGGUGCGUGGCGAAAUGGUGCCGUUCAUUCAACCGGACGAAAGCGUCCACCGGAAGGAGAAGGAAGUGUGAAUUUUCGAAGCUAGAGACUGACACCAAAUAAAUAACUAUGAAAUACCCGGA
Messenger RNA from Culex pipiens pallens (northern house mosquito), 2688 nucleotides. RefSeq lists its product as uncharacterized. Gene Ontology annotation, biological process: GPI anchor biosynthetic process. Bases 1072 to 2637 code for a protein of 521 amino acids. Gene Ontology annotation, cellular component: endoplasmic reticulum; membrane. The transcript is spliced from 3 exons. The record is from RefSeq and is a predicted model, not a curated record. NCBI's taxonomy places the organism in Eukaryota, Metazoa, Arthropoda, Insecta, Diptera, Culicidae.